AGAAAGAGGUGGCAACUUUGCCUUUAAAGAAAAAGAGAGAGAAUCCGCCGCGCAACACGGAGCAGCCGAUCAGAAGGGGAUCCCUUUAACACACACACGCGCGCGCCGGGCAGGGACGACGAGCGCAAAGAGCACGUACACUCGUGUGCACACACACACACGCGCGCGCACACACACACACGCUCGCAGACACGUCGCCGUCAAAACACACGUGUGCGCUUCGCCACUGAGUGCGCGGAGGACGCGGCGCGUGCCGGUCGGCUGUCGGACUGCGUUCUUCCGACACUUGUUCGCUCGGACUCCGGAGGGGGGGGGUUGGGCAGAGAAGGAGACGAGGAAGAGGAAGAUGAAGGGAUGAUCUGAUGAGGAGGGAGGCGAUCAGACAGAAAACGUGGCAAGGCGUAGCUACUAGCAGCGGUGGCCAUCCGAUCGCGCGCCCCUCUCUCUCUCUCUCUCUCUCUCUCUCUCUCUCUCUUUCUGCCGCGCGCGCUCAGAUUGAUUGACUCAUCGAUCGGAUGAUUGAUUGGCUCAUUGAUUGGCUCGCUGGCCGCCUGAGAUGGUGAAAAGAGAGCAGUGACUCAGAGAGCGGGCAGCACAUGUCUAGACGAGGCUGCGCAGCGGGACAAGUCGGCGGUGCGGAAUAAGCGAGGCGAGGCGAGGCGCGCGCUCGGCGAUCCGAUCGUGUGUGUGGAUGGUGGGCGACGGGCUGAGCUCCGCUACACACACCGCGCAGUGUGAGAGAGAGCCCAGCACAGCCCAGCACGGUCCAGCAGAGCGCAGAGGCGUCCCCGAUCGCUCCGCAGGCUCCGCAGGCUCCGGGUCCGAGUCCGAGUCCGAGUCCGAGUCCGGUUUCGCCCUCGCGACAGCGAGCGAAGAACCGCGCGCGGAAAACACACGACACCCAUACGACACUCUUCCUCCUCCUCCUCUUCUUUCUUUCUUCCUUCUUUUUUUUAAAGCUACCUUUCUCUUUCGCGUUUCGUGCGUUCAUGUGUGUGUGUUCGUGUGCACACACACACGCGCACGAACCGAACUCGACCCGAAGCAAACUCCUCCUCCCGCCCUCCACCGUCCUUUCUCUCUCUCUCCUCUUCUCCCUCCCCCGCCCGCCGCCCCCCCUCCCCGGUCCCCCUAUGCUCAGUUCGGUGUGUGUCUCCUCUUUCAAAGGGCGCAAGGGUGGGAACAAGUCGUCCAACAAAGCAUGUUACAGCGCAGACAUGACUUGUCCGUCGGAAAGCGAGAAAAUCGUGAUAAACUGCGGGGGGGUGCGGCACGAGACGUACCGCAGCACCCUCAAGACGCUGCCCGGCACCCGGCUCUCGUGGCUCACGGAGCCCGACGCCUAUAGCAACUUCGACUACGACCCCAAAUCGGACGAGUUCUUCUUCGAUCGGCACCCGUCGGUCUUCUCCUUCAUCCUCAACUACUACCGCACGGGGAAGCUGCACUGUCCCAACGACGUGUGUGGUCCGCUCUUCGAGGAGGAGCUCGCCUUCUGGGGCAUCGAUGAGACGGACGUGGAGGCGUGUUGCUGGAUGAACUACCGGCAGCACCGGGACGCCGAGGAGGCGCUGGACAGCUUCGAAACUCCGGAGCCGGACCCCCCCGACGACGACGCCGCGCUCACCGGGGGCGCGGAUGGAGACCUCAAGAGACUGUGCAUGCAGGAGGACGGCCGGAAGGUGGGCUGGUGGCGCGUGUGGCAACCCAAAAUCUGGGCGCUUUUCGAAGACCCCUACUCGUCCAAAUACGCGCGGUAUGUGGCUUUUGGCUCCCUCUUCUUUAUCCUCAUCUCCAUUUCCACCUUCUGCCUGGAGACCCAUGAGGCCUUCAACACCAUCUAUAAUAAGACCGAAAAUUUCACCGUGGGCAAUAUCACACGGGAAGAGAUUGUCUUCGAGGUCAUCACCGACAGCUGGCUCACCUACGUUGAGGGUGUGUGUGUCAUCUGGUUCACCAUUGAGGUCCUGCUGCGAGUGACCUUCUGCCCAGACAAGGCCGAGUUCUUCAAGAGCACCCUCAACAUCAUCGACUUUGUGGCCAUCCUGCCCUUCUACUUGGAAGUGGGGCUGAGCGGCCUGUCUUCCAAGGCAGCCAAAGACGUGCUGGGCUUUCUACGGGUAGUACGUUUCGUCCGGAUCCUAAGAAUCUUCAAGCUGACCCGCCACUUUGUUGGCCUGCGUGUACUGGGCCACACCCUUAGAGCCAGCACCAAUGAGUUCCUCCUCCUCAUCAUCUUCUUGGCCUUGGGGGUCCUGAUCUUUGCCACCAUGAUUUACUAUGCUGAGAGGAUUGGCGCCGAUCCAAGUGACCCCACUGCUAGUGCCCACACUAACUUCAAGAACAUUCCCAUAGGGUUUUGGUGGGCUGUGGUGACCAUGACCACACUGGGCUAUGGGGACAUGUACCCAGUUACAUGGUCAGGGAUGCUGGUGGGAGCACUGUGCGCUUUGGCCGGUGUGUUAACCAUCGCCAUGCCCGUCCCUGUCAUAGUCAACAAUUUCGGGAUGUAUUACUCCUUGGCCAUGGCCAAACAGAAGCUGCCCAAGAAAAAGAAUAAGCAUAUCCCAAGGGCGCCUCAGCCUGGCUCACCCAACUACUGCAAACCUGACGCCCUUGCUAUGGCCACUGCUUCGCCGCAGAGAAUCUUGGGAAAUGUUCUGAGUGGGGUUGUCGGGGCAGGAGGUAUUGGGGGGGACUGUCCGCUGGCACAAGAGGAAAUAAUUGAAAUCAACAGAGACUCAAAGCAGAAUGGAGAUGCUGCCAGCGCAGCCCUGGCCAAUGAGGACUGCCCCACCAUCGACCAGGUGCUGAGCCCCGAGGAGAAGAGCCCAGCAGGCAGCACGGCGGGCCGGGAGCGGUACCAGCACGACCGCGCCUGCUUCCUCCUCAGCACCGGCGAGUUCAGGGCCACAGAUGGGAAUGUGAGGAAAGUGUUGAGUUUCUAAAUACCCUUUUACUCUAAAGAAGAAAACUAUAAUGAAUCACUAAAUUGUGAAUUGCUGGAUGCAACGACAUGAAGACCAUUUUGACUGACACAGUUAGAGAGAGCAGGAUGAGGGGAAGGCAAUCGAAGGAAGCGUCAAGACAAAAGGGGGGGGACAUGAGGUGAGAACUUCACGUUGUAACCAAAGCAAACUUGCGGGACUUCGGCCACUCUGUCUUCAGAUGACUGAGAGAUCGACACAUGAACAAGCAGUCUACUGGCACAGCGACACAGCAACCGACUCCCUAAUGCGCUGCAUCAUCAGCUGGCUGACACUCCCAGCAAGACCAGCAGCUAUGUUGAUUCACCGAGCAACAAAGUGAUGUGUGAGUGUGUGUGAGAGUGUGUGUGAGUGUGUGUGUGCGUGUGCGUGCGCACGCACUAAAUGUGUCAACAGACUGAGGAACCAACAAUGAUCAUGUAGCAUCUCUGCUGACACAUCGUAGCAUUAGUUGGCUGGGAUCUGACUGACUGGUAUCGUUUGGUCACAGAGCGGCUUGUUGAUGCUCAUGUGCAGUCUGGCUGCUUUCCUUCUACUCUUUCCUCCCCUCAGCUGUGUUUGAACGACAGAUAUAGAGACUUUAAAUCCAGUUCUGUUUAAUUUUUUCUAGAAUGUUGGACCGCAAUUUUGCCAUCCUCUAUCAACGCAUACACGCAAAAACCCUACUGUAUUACACAAAAGAGAUAGCAGCGGGAAGGAAGUCGAUACAUUUCCCAGAAUCUCCAGACCCAUGCCAGAGAGUGGUAGGUACAGAAAACCGGUGCUGCAGAAUGGUUCUCUAGAUGUUUCACCUUCUUUUAACUGCAUGUAAACCAACCACAGUGCAUCUGAAGAACAUCUACACAUCUAUCGUUUAAAAUUCAGAGGGAUUCUUCAAAGAAAUUUCCACAAUGAAUUCUGGAAACUCUGAGCACUUUCAGACCGAACCAAGAUGGAAAGGCAUGUGAGGCACCGAUUGCUGUAAAAGAAAAAAAGAAAGACACUUUGUUUUUAUCCAAAGUAAAGUAAAACAAGGUAAAAGGAAUCAAGACUGACAUAAUAUUUUUAAUGGAUUCUAUGCAACUGGGAACCCAUCAGUGCUGUGUAUACCCAUACGUAUGAGCAUGGCAUGCUGCCUCUUUCCCCUUGACCGCUACUCAAAUCUUGUCCAUCGCCAAGCACUUCGGAAUCAGUUCUUUCUGCUCCUUUUGCUCUCACCCCAGACUGCCUUCUUCCCAUUCACUCACUGACUCCCCACAUGUUCAACUUGUCAUCUGUCCACAUUGAGCUACACCUAGAAGCUCGGUGUGCUCUGCUCCAGACUUAAUAAAGAUGCUUCAUUGAGUAAUAAGGCAAAGAGGAAACAGAAAAGCAAAAUAUUUUCUGCUAAAAUCAGCGGCCUCGUGAAUGCCUAUUUACAUGACGUCCUGUAGCAUUUGGGAGAUCUUCACCAAUCUCAAGGAGAGCUAGUGAUCUGAACAAAUGGUCUCACCUGCACCAGUCCAGUUUCAGCUCUUGGACCUCAGAAUAUCUGGAAAGUGAGUCAGCAAACAGCUGAAGUAACUGUGAGCUGGAUUCCACGUCCCUUUUAACCGUGUCAUUCUUAAAUUUCACUUCCCAGUAAUGAGCGAGAGAGGUUGUCAAGGUAACUUAUCUUAGACCAGUACCCGUCUUCCAUUUGCUUUCUUUUAAAGCAAUGCACAACUCCAAUUGGACCUAAACUACUUUUGCAGUCUAUGACCAAUGAAGCCUGAUGCAGCUCAUCACUGUGAAUACGUGCAGCGUUUGGAAGUCAAAUUUAAAAGCAUUUCAGUAACCAUAGUGACAUUUCUGGUGUCAGCCCACCAGUCGCUUGCCCUUCUCUGGUGCUGGAUCUACAACCAUGGAGGAGAAAGGACCUAACUCAUGCAAGACCAAACUGGAGACACAUCCCAGUGACAUGGACAUCAUCAUCAUCAUCACCACCACCAGAAAAGCCCACCACAGAAUUCAGUUUUUCAACCAAACGAGGACUGCCAAUGAACGAAUGCUGAGAACCCUCCAAACUAAAUCUUAUGGAAUAUUUUUUUCUGCAAUUUAGAUGUAUGCAGUCAGAAAUCAAAUGAAAUAUAAAAUAUAUUGUCAUUUCAUCUAAAAUGUUUUUUCGAUUAAAAAUGAAUUUAAAGAAGUUAAUUCAGUAAGCAUGAGAAACAAGCUGAAAAAGUGGCCAAUAAUCAAAUUGCUCUAAUUUCCGUUUCUAGUGGAUGUAACAUCCUUGUACCUUAUUUUAAUACUGUGAAAGAAUUCUGGCUAGCUGCUGGUAGGUAACUGGAACGUGCUGUACCAGUAGUUUCUUAAUCCCCUUAAUGAAAGAUUCUGCAUACUAUAGCUCCUAAAGAUCAUUAGACGGGAACUACAUGCUUUUUCAUUUCACAUUAAUUAAAUGGGAUAUUUAUUCCAUGAAUGAAUAUAGAUAUAAUCACCCCUUGUACGCUGUUGUGGAUGGACGUUCCUCACAACACUUGGAGUAUAUCCUACAUAAUAGCAGUCUUGACAAGGAGAGACCAAGAUUUCUUCUGAGAUGUAGAUCCACUGUUCUUUAGACAGGCAACAUGAGGGAGGCUUCGAAUGAAGAUGCUGUGUAAGAGAUGCGGAAACCCCUCUGCUUGCAUGUGUUCCCAAGGACUGAAGAGCAGACUCACAAUGUCAGACGCACCCGGCACUCUCUUUCCCAUCAUGUGGCCCUGUCUUCCUCUUCCUUCUCAAAGUUAUGCCACAGUUUAAUUUGUCUGAAACCCUGCCCAACAUUGUGAAAUCAAGAAGAGAGAAAAAAAUGUUACACUUUCCAGAAGAACAUAUCAAACAUUUGCAUCAGUUCAGCCAUUUAAAUAAAGAACAAUAAAAGUAUUUGUACCAGAAAUGUCUAUUUUUGUGGAAAGGAAGAGCAGCUGGCAGUGAUCCUGACUGUUGAUAUAACCAGUCUGCCAAUGUUAACAUGAAGUAACUACAAUAGAACCAGUCCAGGUGGAGCAAAAGAAAAUGAACGCAUCCCAACCAUAUCGAUGUAACGGGAAAAAAGUUUUUUGUCUUCAGUCAAAAAAAAAAAAAAAAAAAAAAAAUCUUGGAGGAAAAGGAAUGCUCUAACUGAAAUUAGAAGGAAAUAAAACAGGAUUGUAUUGCCAGAAUAACAGACUAAACACAAAUGAGAGUAACUGGUUAAAUGCUUUGAUAAAGAAAAAAAAAAAAGAGUAAAAAUGCAUUUUUGUUACUUUGUCUACCAGCAUGACUAAUCUGCAUGACUUUACUUCUACAAGAUCUUUUGACAGUGGGAGGGAAAUAAAAAAAAAGAGGAAGAAAAGAAAAUUUAAAAAAAUACAUUAUAUGCAACUAAAAUUGAAAUGAAUAUGUCAAAAAGGGACUAUACUGAAAAAAGCUCUAUAUUUUGUUUCUUAGUAAUAAACAGUACAUGAAUAGGCCCACACACAAAAAGAUAUGUUUUCUGUUUCUUCUACAUUGGUGUUCCAGCUUUUUUUUUCCCAUCACCUUCCAUUCUCCUAUAUCUGGCACCAUAAAGACGUAUCAGUAUUUUAUUGUUGUCAGACUUUUGAACUUAUACUGGAUAAGCAGUUUAACACCAGAUGUAAGACAACUGUAUAUUUCUUGUACAUUGUAUCAGAAAAAUGGAGUAUAUUGCUUUCCCAAGAGCACUUUCUUAACUACAGUAAGAACUUAUGACAUUGUAAUAGUUCUCACGAUGGUGGCAUCGAUGUAGCAUGUAGAUCUACGUCCUUUAUGGCAAUAAAAAUCUUGGGGGACUGAUAGUGUGAUAGUGAGAGUAUUUGGUGUUUUCCAUGGCCAUCAUUAAUGAUGACAGGACCAGGUUCUCCUGAAGUUACUCAUGAAAGUGCUCUUGGAAAGGCAGCCUGGUUUUUUCUCCUCUGUCCUCAAAUGGGGAAAAAAAAAAGUUGCAAUGAAGAUGGUUGUCUACCAAAGGGCUGUCUCUGAUAAUUACAACGUUAGUGCGUCCAAUUAUGCGUCUAAGUGCUUGUUGUUGCUUCUAGAGGCCAUUGCUUGGAGCAAAUGCUUUUAUGAAGCUUGCUUCAUUUGGUUCACUGGUGUAUUUAAUGGACUUGAAUUACAACCACACAAUUCUUUACUGUUCUUGCAAAUCCUUCUCUGUCGUCUGGGAUACGUCAGUGACCAAAGUUUGUUCUUUAUUGGUUAUUACUGUAACUCCUGUUUUUGUAAAGGAAUGAAUUUGGAAUUUGCUGAGGGUGUUCAGGAACUCCAGGACAGGCCUGAAUUUCACUGCUCGUGAUGCACAGCUUGCUCACAUCAGUCACGCAAAUGCACGUGUUCACCGAGAAGCCCUGUUUUAAGUUACGCACAAAGUAUGUCCUUCACGCAAAACAAGCACUUGAGUCAAUUGAUUAUUUCAGACGAAAUCCAUUUGUGGCUGUUAAUUACUUUACUGAGAUUAGAUAAUGUUGUCAAUAAUUCAUAACAUAUUGUUCUUCUUUGUUCUGGCUAUCAGUGCACAUCAGUCCUCUGCAUUAAGUUUAAGAUAAUCAAGUAUAGUAGUAUGUUGUAGCAUAUUUUGUGGUUUUAUUACAGUGCUGUGUUAAGGUCAAGCACAUUUUUUUGUUAAACUUGAAAAGAAAUCCUGAAAAAUGAUGCAAUACAAUUGGGUUUAGGAGUACAGUAGAAGCAACAGAUGCAUUAUGAACUUAAUUCUUACAGUCUUGACAGUUAUACUGGAACUGUUCAAUAACAUACAUAAUGAGGAGUCUGUAUGAUGACCUCAGGGAAUUUGCAUUAACAAGAAAUAUAUAAAUGGUAGUUAUGAGCUUUCUAUGUCUUUAUGUCUUUUGUUGUAUUGUUAAUUUUAAAGGGUUGGCCCAGAGGCACUAACAGAAUGUACACCCUAUGCACACUGUUUAAUGAGCAGUAUAAAGGAAAUGUGUCUUGUUCAUCAUCAAGCUCAGCUGCUGGUGAUGAGUUGUGAAAAUGUCAAGGAGAUUUAGAGAAUCGUGACUUUGCCGAGCUUUGAGCAAAUGUUACCCAGUGCAGAAAUAUCAUUAUCACAGUCUUGCCAUGCGGUAAUGGUGUGAAAGCAAGUCAAACGUUGUACAGAACACUGUGUGCCACAUCACUUGUUAGUCCCUCAGAGAGACGAUGAGAAUUCAGAAGAUCCUGCGUUGUUCUCCAGACACCGCUGGAAAGUCAGCAAGCGCUGUGCUCAAGCGUGGGUAUGAACAGGGUUCCCUGACAGAGGCUCACUGAUCUUUUACCACAUUUGUGUUCCAUCCUUCAAGUUUCAAGCCUCAGGAAACUGCUCUUAACUGGAUGCGGAAGGUCACUGUUUUCUGAGCUUACUUUUUGUUGAAAUACCAUCCCGUAGACCUUUAGAAGAUCUACUGUACAAAUACAGUGUGUCUUCCAGUGUUUUAUCUCCUCCGAUGACCAGGGUCAGCACUGUUUGGGGGGCCACACCCUGAGCUUCUACUGCGGGGGACAACAUUUUGUCAAGAAAGCCACUUAAAUGGACUGCUGGGCUGUCUGUCUUACUUCUGUUCAAAAGUUACAAUAUCUAGACAGAACUAUGGCUGUGAAUGAUUUUUAAUUUCCAUCCACUGUGUUAAAUAAGCAUUCUGGUCACUGGAGGGGAUCCCAUUUAAGUGUAAAGCAAGAAUGUAGUCGUGAUGUAGAUGGGAUGCAGUGGUACCUUACCUUAUGGUAACAUGAGUCCUGUUUUAACGCAAGUCAGAAAAAACAGAAGAGGCGCUCCACUGAGUAUAAUCCAGUAAAGGGCUCAGGUGCUCAGAACCCCCUGGUUUAUGUGAACUGCAGUGAAGGUGGGAGAGCACACACUAGGCUACCGAAACACUUUUUAUUUUCUCCAGGGCAGGCACAUUUAGUAUUAUUUUCAUCAUUGUUUUCAUCUGUAUUAGAUUUGCCGUAAUUCUGUGCUUUUGUCAUUUCUUUGCGUUGACUGUCGUUCAGGCGUCCUGCUGCACAUUUUCAUUUUGCUGUCAACACACUCUAUCUGCAAUAGCGUUUCUAGCCAUCUUUGUGCCACUUCCACUUUUGUGUCAUUGCCAUGUUACGUUGUUGAUCCACUGAUGAUGUAAUUUCUGACUUUGUGACCUCAGAACUGUAUAUAUGUCAUGGUUUUCACAACAUACAGGUACGCUGAGGAAGGCUUCCCGCCAAACCUUGUCCGUCCCGAUAAAUUGCUUUACGAAAAGUAUUUUGUUAAGCUAGUGAGUCUUUCCUUUAGCCCUGUUUUAACAAAAAAUUUCACCCAUUCUUGGGUGUCCAUCAUAGGCAAAAGAGGAGCACGUGCAGAGCGAGUCACUGCAAAAUGGACUGGUGAGACUGCAGUUUCUUUUCGCUUGAAUGGCAACAGGAAUUGCGCGGAGUCACACCUCUGGUUAUUAUUUUCAAGAUUUUGCAUUUGUUCAUGCUGUCAGCCUUGCUGUUUCAACAGUCACGGGGGACUGCCUAUGCGCUAGAAGUUAACUGUCGAACUACCUUGCUCCAGCAUGUAUUAAUACAGAUCUAGAUAAUUUGGAGAAUUCAGCACUGUCUGAAGGUCGUAGUGAGUUAUGUUCCAGGCUUUGGGUCUUGUAUGCUUGGCCAGUUGAGUGUUUGAUGACAAAUGUAGAGUGGGAGACAUCUCCAGUGGCCUGAAAAAUCUCCUACUUUCAGUCUGUCACAGCAGGGAGAAAUCUGAGAUUCCCAAACCUCUUCUCGAGGGAUUGAACUCCCUACAAUAGCGAGGGCCUCUUCCCCAGACUCCUGGUCCCCCGGCUUCACACCAACUAAUACAAGGCAACAGAAGUCCGUCUUUACACUCAUAAUUUAAAUAUUCAGUAAGUCACCGAUCAUCGGGUUGGACAAAACGGAGCCGUUUCCAGUGUUUGAGAUCAUAUAUCAAAAACAUGAAGUUCUCAAUGACACCGCGAUGAUGUGCCGUAUUCAGAUGGAGCACAGUUAUUGUCCAGUGGGUGAAGUGUUAGUUUUUAGAAAGUACCAAAUAGCAGUUUCCAAUGGUUACUCAGUCUCAGUGUGGCAUCCUUACAGAAAGGUUGCUUUCAAAUGCAAAUACAAGAAACAAAACAUUUCUUCUCAAAGCUGAUCAUGGUUUCACUUCUUUGAUUUCCACAGUUAAGUGUUUUCACUGACUGUUUUUGCACUUCUUAUUGAACGUUUAGUUUGUUAAGGCUGUCGCUCUUACUAUCCUUUUCCCUCUAGUAACAGGAAAGAAUGAAGGUGUGCACCAUGCUCCGCUGUGACCGGGGAUAUUAAACAUUGAGUCGUGAAAUAGUGGGACAAAUGCAGAGCGGUUCAGAAAACGGCUGAGCGGCAGGCAGGCACCGUAGAGCAAGCAAAAGCAAAGUAGAGGCCGUGUAAGAGCUCAGCACACCUCCUGUAAGCACGGGGACUCAGAGGGGACAGACACACAUACACAUACAUAUUCACACACUGCUCCAUGAGAACCUCAGGCCUUCACUGCGCUUCGCACCGCAGCCUGAUGGGCCUUUAGUUCUAACACUUGGCACAAGAGGCCCGUUUGUUGUCGCUUGCAGCCGUUUUAUCCACGUGUAUCUGUAAAUAAAUGCAUGCACUGAUAAGGGAUUGUGUCGGUUUAUAGUCCAGCGCGUUUCACGACAAACUUGGCUCGACGUCUGAACGCAACGGAGUAGUACCGCACGGAGGUUUUGCACUGGGUCCGAAAGUCCCCUUUGAACGAAAGACGCAUAAUAUCUGGAAUAUCUUUACUUGAAGUCUCAAACAAACGUGAAAGAGCUGGCGUAGACUUGCGAUGUUUUUUCUCUCUCUUUCUCUCUCUUUCCAUGUGAAAUGUACUCCCAGUUGUUCCUCUGUUCCCACAUUCUCAUGCUCAUGCAGCCUCCUAUUCCCCCCCUUUGCUCUUUCUAAGGAAGCUGUUGUGCAUUGCUUCGUCUUGCAUUUUUCUGUCACUGCUUGAAUUUGAAUUUUAAAGCAUGCAUUAUGAAGAAAUGAUAUUUUUUUAAAAGGAUCGAAUGACAAAACAUUUGCGUAAACAGACGUUGUUCCCUUUUUUGUGGAGAAAUGGGAGUAGUGAGCAAAAUGAUUCUCAAAAAAACAUAUAUGCAUUUAUUCAUAGUUAUUAUUGUGAUUCUGAUUAUUACUGUUGUUGCUGGAAUUAUUGUUAUUGUUGUAAGGCUUAUUAUGACUCUGGUCUUGGAUUAUUUCUUUUUUUUUUUGUUGCAACAUUGUAUUGUAUGUUAUAAGUGUGAUAAUGCACAUACGGUUGCACUUUGAUGCCCUUUGUUUGAAUCAAAAGCUCUGCAAUGACUGAAUUAGUUGAGACAUAUCGGCCGUUAAAGUACACAACACAUAAGCUGCAAACGUACACAAGUCAGCAGUCAGCAGUACGUCUCCAUCAGUGGAGGGUCAUGAAAUUAAUCUAAAGUAUCUUUAGUAGAGAAGAGGACAACAGAAGUUCAACAUUGUCAUCCUGUCUUAGAUGUUAAGUACCAUGUUUUACGUCUGCAGUGUAGCCAGCAUUACUUUAUGAAAUGUAUGUUGAGAAAUAAGUUUGAGGAGCAGCUGAACAGGUCCAGUGAAUGUUGUUCCUUCACAAUAAGUUGGGUCUGCGGUGCUGCUCCGUCCUUUCGUUGCAUUUCGUAGCGUAGUUGUUUCGCCCCCCCCCCGCGUAGCAAGUCUUUCCUCACUGUUCCUCAUGAACACCGUUUGUCUCAGAUCAGCAUCCCCUUAGUAACAAACCUGUGUUGGACCACUGUCAGGCUGGCCUGAUGCGUUAUGUUCCAGUGCUUUUCCUUACUGUACUUACUGUAGUGAAAGGAGACGCGUGUGCACAGUUUAGGCAGGCCAGCCAGAACCUGGUGUGGACCCUGUGGAGGACCUUCCUCUGCUCCUCAGGCCAAACAUUUACAGGUCCAGCACGAGUCCAAUGCCUCUUCCUCCGUCGCACAUCGGAUCUUUUACGUGUUUUUCUGCUCCAGUCAAUACUGAUUAUUUAUCAUUUCAGAUUAAAUGUAAGACACUGAAACAAUUUCAUUUGCUACUUCUGUAUCUCUUCGAUAUUCUUGAUAAUGAUGAAAACAACUGUUAGAGUAACAAUCGUGUUUUGUUUCUUAAAUGUUUUUUUUUUUUUUAAUGGAUUUCAAUAUCAACUUCUUUAUGCAAAAGAACAUAAACAGAAUUGUAAAUAUCUGUUUGUAUGUGCAUGUGUACCAUGCAGCCGCCUAAAUAAGACAAACACAAAAUACACUUUUCUUCAGUAUGACAUACAGACAGACAUUACCACGGUAUACACACGCAGCCAUGUGCAAUGAAAUACAUGCAGAGCUUUCUCUCUCUACUAAAAAAAAAAAAAAAAGAAAAGAAAAAUGAGUG
Scleropages formosus (Asian bonytongue) is the source of this 12353-nucleotide messenger RNA. RefSeq names its product potassium voltage-gated channel subfamily C member 1-like. The coding region runs from base 990 to 2948 and encodes 652 amino acids. Gene Ontology annotation, biological process: potassium ion transmembrane transport; protein homooligomerization; action potential. The transcript has 5 exons. Gene Ontology annotation, cellular component: neuronal cell body membrane; axon terminus; voltage-gated potassium channel complex. NCBI's taxonomy places the organism in Eukaryota, Metazoa, Chordata, Actinopteri, Osteoglossiformes, Osteoglossidae. The record is from RefSeq and is a predicted model, not a curated record. Gene Ontology annotation, molecular function: protein binding; delayed rectifier potassium channel activity.